ACCAGCUUUAGAGUGUCUGUCACCUCAGUCUCUGUCUGUCUCCUUCGCUUACUUUCCUGGCAUUCUUCCCUCUUGACCACUGUCGCAGCAGCUUCCUCACCCACUUCUUCUUCGUCUCUGAACUCUGGGUUGUGUGAAAGGUCUGGUCUUGGAUUGAAAUCCAAGCCCAAUUCUCAAGCUCGCUGAUCAAAGAAGAAGCGCCUGUUAGGUUAAGAGAUUGUGGGGAUGCACUGAGGUGUGUCUGUACAUGGUCUGGGGGCUUGUUUAGGGCCUCGGCGAUGAAUUUCGUGAGGGUGGGGAGUCGCAGUAAUCUGGUGAUAGUUGCGUUGUGAACGACUUAAGAAAUGACCUUUGUUGUUUUCUCGUGUUGUAAUAUCGACAGCUCUGGAGUGACGGUGAGUUGGAGGGUAGAUAGACAGAUUGGGUUGGAGUUUGUGUGCGAGUGUUGAGAGCACCUGUACCGUGUUGGCGGUGGUGGGAAUUUUGUCAGAACCAUGGCGGACGAUGCGUAUGUGACAGGGAAUGAAUGCGCGAAAAGAGGAUGUGAUUAGUUUGCGGGUUUACAGAUUGAGGUUGAUCAGUUCUUUAUCUGUUGUCUUGCAGUGUGCCUGGCCGCAAUUUUAGAGACGCUUGGAAUGGCGUUUUAUGAUCUUGUUAAGUGGAUCUCCCAGCGUAAUUGGGGCACCGCUUCUGUCAGAAAUUUGUUUAUUCUGUGUUUUGAUUUGUUUGUUUGUUUAUUUUCCCGACAAAUGAAGGAUCUAUAUAAUUUUUGAUAUCCUACACACUAGCGAAGCUGUUUUGUAUCACUUACCAGGGGGAGGAAUUCAUUACAUUUCUUUGGUUGGGACCUGUUGUGUCUCUUUGCACUUUUUAAAAUUCUGCUACUCGUCUUAGUAGAUAAACACGUAUCGUACUUAGCUUCUACUACUUUUUUUCUUCUAUAUGUGCUAUUUACAACGUUGCAUCAAGGCUCUGUUGCAUGGAAAGGGAGUUAAAGAAAGGGAUGAAUCCAAUAAGUAGUUAGUCCCAUUUGAACGAUAUACUUACCUUCAUACCAGGGUCUCAUCACAAUAUCCGUGACCAUCUUCCUGGUAUUAUCCUGUGCAGAGGUUGGGGAAACGUCUGAGAAAUGGACCCGAGAAUGCAGUUCAAAACAGUUCACAAUGAGCCUAAAAUUGAGGAUAUGCUGAAGGUGCCAAUAGGGUUGACAGAUCAGGUCAGGAAAAGUGUUGAGAAAGCCGAGUCAUUCAAACAGGAGUGUGCAGAGGUGAGUAGGAAAGUUGAUGCUCUCGGGAGGCUCCUGCGGCAGGCUGCACGGUUUGCAACCACGAGUUCAGUAGGUCUCUAUGAAAGUCCAACUCGACGGAUUGUGGUGGAUGUCGAAAAAACAUUACAGAAAGCCUCUAUCCUUGUGAAGAAAUGUACGAGGAGUGGAAUGCUGAGGAGAGUCAUCACAAUCACGAACGCCUCUGAUUUUAGGAGGCUAAACCAGCAUUUAGAGAAUUCUGUUGUAGAUGUGCAAUGGCUGCUUAGCGUAUCUGCAAGCGGAGAGGACCGCCCAGCACUCAUAGGGAUGCCUCCAAUAGCUUCAACUGACCCUAUUCUGGCUUUGGUUUGGGAGCAUAUUUCAAUUGUGCAUGUUGGCAAUGAUGAUGAAAGGGCGCAAGGGGCAUCUUGCCUUGCUGACCUUGCUAAAGAUGAUCGGAGUGCCAAGAUCAUCGUGGAAGAAGGUGGUGUUGCACCAUUAUUGCGUCUGCUCAGAGAGGGAACUGUGGCUGGGCAAGAAGAGUCUGCUAGAGCGUUGGGUUGCUUAGCAAGUGAUCGCGAGCGUGUGCAGAAGAUGCGUAUGGAGAGUGCAACAUCCGUGUUUGCCCAAAUUCUGGGCCAUGCGUCCAUGAAAGUACAGGCCAUGGUGGCAUGGGCGCUCUCAGAGUUUUGUGAUCGGGACGAAGAGUCCCAAAAUGAAUGUGCAGCUGCCGGUGGGAUCCGCUUAUUAGUAUAUCUGCUGGCGCACGAGGUCGAUGAUUCUAACAAGAAUGACUCUAACAAAGCUGGGCUUUAUAACGUCAUAAAGAACACCAUGGAACAUCCUCAAGGGUCAGCUGGCAAGCCACCAGUCAGACCAAGAGUUGAUUCUUCUUAUCGUAGCUCUGCCAAGGUGCAACCUGUUUCCGUGGAGCCACGAAACUACGGUACCGAGGCAUGGAGCAGCCCAGGAGAAAACGCAAGAACUGAAUCUUUUCCUUCUUCCCUGCGCACUACCAGCAAGAGCAGUAGGGACAACGAGGAUCCAGAGACGAAAUUGCGGCUGAAAGUACAAGUGGCUCGGGCGAUAUGGAAGCUGGCGCAGAACAACGUCAAAAACAGUAAGUUAAUUACGGAUACUCGGGCUCUCUUGUGUUUUGCCAAGCUGAUCGAAACAGGAAAAGGUGAAGUGCAGGUUAACUCCAUAAAUGCAGUGAUGGCAAUCUGCUCAUCAGCUGAAAAGAGUUCAGAGAUUCGAAAGGCAGCCUUCAAAACAACUGCACCAGCUGCAAAAGCCGUGGUCGAUCAACUGAUUCGCGUCAUCGAAUCUGGAGAACCGGUGGUUCAGGAGCCUUGUUUGGUUGCAAUUGGAUGCUUGGCACGCACCUUCUCUGCUCCUAUUGUGAGGAUCAUUGGUCCUAUCACCAAGGCCUUGAAAACACUCGACCCUAAAGUCGCAGCAGAAGCAGCUUUUGCCUUGUACAAAUUUGUCCACCCCAAGAAUUACCACCACGUAGAGCACUCGAGAACAAUUUUGGAGCUGAACGGGGCGCAGUUGUUGGUUUCCUGGCUGACAAAUCAAGAUCCCAACACUCAGAAGAAGGCCUUAAUGCUCCUGUGUUGCUUGUCAGUGAACGCCCCCGACCAUGCUGCUCUUGCACAAGCCAUGGUGCGUACGAGACUGGAGAAUAUGACUCGAUCAACUGUUGUUACUCAAAACCCUGAACUGCGAAACGCUCUGAUUGAUGCUCUCUCGAGGCUGGAGGUCUAUCAGGCAAGUAUCCACAGGCCUCAUAAUAUGGUUGCUCCAUAUGAAUAGUCAUCAGAAUAUACUACCUCUAGCUAGGGCUGAAGUAUAGUCUCGGCUUUAUGCGUCGAUAAAACUCAAGUACGUGAUGUUGAGAAAAUAGAUUAGUAAGAUAUUAGUGAAGAGGUGCAAAGAAAUGUCAAAUCCUCAGGUGAACUAUCAUCUGCACCUCUGUACUUAAUUGUAGAGUUUUGUUCAGAGACAAGUGGCCGGUAAAGCAAAGACUGGCGCUUGUGAGCUGACGCCUUUUGACAGCUUGUAACAUCAUUGUAUAUUUUUGUCUAGAAGGUUACUCAUGCAGUGGUGGUCUGCUCUUACUUCUAGUACACUUGGCGUUUAA
This is a messenger RNA of Physcomitrium patens, 3392 nucleotides long. The record is from RefSeq and is a predicted model, not a curated record. Lineage: Eukaryota; Viridiplantae; Streptophyta; Bryopsida; Funariales; Funariaceae.